Messenger RNA from Diospyros lotus (date-plum), 921 nucleotides. RefSeq lists its product as uncharacterized. Gene Ontology annotation, molecular function: protein binding. Bases 27 to 698 code for a protein of 223 amino acids. The record is from RefSeq and is a predicted model, not a curated record. NCBI's taxonomy places the organism in Eukaryota, Viridiplantae, Streptophyta, Magnoliopsida, Ericales, Ebenaceae. The transcript is spliced from 3 exons.
AAACAGAAGGGUCCAAUCAUUCAAACAUGGGUUCAUCCACAGCACGUUUUGCCAUUUGCCAUCGUCUCCUUCCCCAAUCUUCUUCUUCCUCAGCACCCACCCCGAACACCCAAUUCAAAUCCCAACCCAGUAAUAUCGUCAAUCUCUCCACUCACAGGCGGCAAUUCUUGUUCUUCUCUCUCCCCGUUUCCCUCACCAUUCACUUCAGUAAUUCUUCCGCCGUGGCCGCUGGCUUCGACCCAGUGAGCCCGGCGGAGAGGGAGAGCAGCGCCGCCGUCUCUCGGAGGGUGGAUCAGGCUGUUGAGAUGCUGGAGAGGGCCAAGGAGUUGCAGGCUCAGGGUGACUUCUAUCAGGCUCUUGCCCACUUCACUCAGAUCAUAGAAAAAUACAAAGACUUUGCUCUCUCAGAUUAUGCACGAGUAGGAAGAGCAAUAGCCUUGUAUGAGGUAGGUGACAGAGGAGAAUCAAUUGCAGAAAUGGAAGAUGUUUCCAUAUCCUUGAAAGGAUAUCCAGAAGUUCAUGCGGCCCUAGCUGCAGCCUUGUACACGGAUAGGCACGCUCUACUGCUGGCAGAGAACCAAUUCACCAUUGCCACUCUUCUUGACCCUCACUACACUGAUAUUUCAUAUGUACGAGAAACAAAGCACUGGCCUCCAAGUUUGAUUGCUUCUUUGCAACAUUUCAUCACACUUUCCUAAGCCCAAAAUAAUAUGUAUAUAUUUAUGCCUUGCAAUUGCAUGCUAGCUGAAGGAUAUUAUUAUGGUGAAUCGGUAUAUGGGAUUGCACAAUGCUUGUAUCUAUAUACAUCCAUUCUUGCUCUGUAAAUUAUCAAACAUUCUUGUAAUCAUGGUAACAAUACUCAAAAGAGUUGUGAAGACAACUGACUCGUAGAAUCAAGUAAUAUACACAAGACUUCCUUAA